AUGCUGGCGCUGUUGGGGGCCAUCCGUAAGGCGGUGAGCUGCCACGUCUCGGCGCUGCCGGUGGCCUACCGCACCCGCGCCGACGAGCCGACCUUCAUGUCGCUCAGCGACCCGGAUUGCGCCUGCCUGCCGGAGGGACGCGCCUUCCCCACCGCGCUCGACAACCUCGCCUGCAACCGCUACGAGAUCGCGGAAUUCACCAAGGACGCGCGGGCGCUCGGCGUCAACUAUCUCGGGGUCUGUUGCGGCGCGGCACCCCACCACAUCCGCAGCAUGGCGGAGGCGCUCGGCCGCCACCCGCCGGCGAGCAAGUACUCGCCCGACAUGUCACGGCACGCUUACCUGGGCACGGUCCCCGAGAUUCCGGCCGCGAAUAGAGAGUUCGCGAAGAACCUCUAG
Molecule: messenger RNA, 399 nt
Organism: Geodia barretti
Lineage: Eukaryota; Metazoa; Porifera; Demospongiae; Tetractinellida; Geodiidae
Source: the annotation of a GenBank genome assembly